CAAAGUUUUAUUUAUUUAUUAGUGUAAUACACUAUGGUAAUUAAUUAUUAGUUAUAACUAGAACAUAGCAGCAUUAUAAAUGCUGAUUGUUGCUCACAAUACCGAACAGUACGGUAUAUCAAUUUGGAGUUAUAAAAUUGAGCAAUGGAUAUUUUGUUUACUUGAAUUAGUAUUUUAUUUAAUAGACCAAACCCUUAAUUUUAUCAUAAUUUUUAUUAAACUUUAUUUGGUCAAAUGUAUUUUUAUUCCUUUAAUUGCUGUGGAUCGAGUGUUUGUAAGCAUAGGUUAGUUUUAAUUUGCUACUGUUUACAAACAAUAGUUUUGAUGGCCUGAGACACUAAAGUUAGGUUAUGAUGCACCAAACAAAAAGAAAAGUGCUAACUAACUUUUAUUUUUAAUUGAUAUCCUUUUAUUUAUCACUAAAACUAGAUUUUUUAACGUACAAUAACUUGAAUUUUUUGAACAUUUAUGACAAAUCACAGGAGCCAAAGGUUAAAAUACAAGGAAAGUUUCCAAGUUCAAGGUAACAUCAAAUUGCUGUACAAUUCCCACUCUACAGCAUUACAAUUUAUAAGUAAGCCUAAAUAAAAUUAUAAUUAAUUUAUUAUUUUUAAUACCAUGUAAUACUUACAACAUUGACAAGUGAUAGUUUACACACAGUUUUCAUUGAAUUUCAACAUCAACUACCGUAUCUUAUCUUCAAGUGCAAUCAAGAUGUAAAUACUGUAACCUACACAAAUAUCAAAGUUUAAAACCGGAUAUGGUUUUCAAAAUUUCAAAUGUUUGUUUCUUAUCAUAAGGAAAAAAUUAUGGUGUCAAAAAUAGUCUGAAUGAAGGAAAAUUAUGGAACUGUUUUAACUUGUUUGUUCUUUCCAUCCCAUACGAUUAGUUAUAUUUUUGAUGAUAUAUUGGUUGAAUUUAAACUGAACAAAUGUACAUUUUGUGAUAAAGUGUAGAUUAUAUCUUGAAAUUUGUAAAACUCUUUGGAAUUCCAAGCAAAAUAAAAACUAGAUGGGCAAUCAAUCCUUACGCCUAUCAUCAUUAAUGAAUGGUCUACAUGUUCAUCACAAAGUCUGAUCCAGGAAUAGAAGUUUUGCUAGAAAAGGUGGAAGGGCGCAUGAAAGUGCUGAGUUACUGGCCAAGUAAGAAACGCAGUAUCAAAGGUUACUUGAUAUAUUCAUUCACUGCUUACUUCCUUUUGCAAACCGUUUUUCUGAUGAUCAUGAACUGGCAGAGAUGGGAUUUUGGUUUCAAGGUGUUGUCAGUUGAGAAUUUGAACUAUCUGAACGGAGUGAUGUCAUUGGCUACGGACGCUUUCAUCAAUACUAGACGCACCACGUUGUUCUUUGAAAUCAUGUCGAAGAGAUACCAUACUUAUCAGGUAUACUCAACCAACAAAACCAACAUGAAAACCAAAAAACUACAAGAAAAAUUCGAAACCAUGCGUAAAUCCAUCGUGAAAGACAUGGAAGGUCGCGGUAUCUUCCUGGUCUCUUUUUCAGAAAACAUUCUGAACGGCUACUAUGCGAGUCAAAUUCUGUCGCCGCUUUUCGGCAUCAUAUUCUUCUUCCUGGGCUACGCGAGACUGGACCGCCUCUCCCCGCCAUUUGUCUUCUAUUUCCCCGGCAUCACCUCAACCCAAUAUCCCGACAUCAGAAGCAUCAGCAAUUUCAUACUAAUCUGCUUAGUCGAGUUCCUGCAAAUCGCCUACGCGUCUUGGCUCACAUUCUUGCUGUUUUCAUGCCUUGUGAUAACUGUAAACAAUAUUGUUGUCGAGAUGAAACUGUUCGAGAUCAACCUUGAAGAGUUCAAUGCUUUCUACGGCGAGAAAAGUGCUGAGUUGGCGAGAUCUGGAGAGAACUGCGAACUCCAAAAUGAUAUAAGCGGGACAAGUCGCUGCUUCCAGGGAAAUUUUGAUGAUAAGGUUUCCUACCAUGCGUGUCUGAAGCAUUGCAUCAGGAAUAUGGCUAUCCACCAUCAGACAAUUUACAAGAAAAUUCGAAUGCUGAAUACAAUGUUCAGUUAUUCAAUGUUUUACGCAAAUACAUUCAUCUGUUUUCAACUUUGCUUUGCAAUAUUUUGCUUUCAGAUUGGAGAUUUAGUAUUCAAGAUAAAAUACGGUCUUCUAUUAGUUUCAAUGUUGAUGCUUCAAUACGCCUACUCUGAGAAUGGACAAAUGGUCAAGGAUGAGGUGGAGAAAGUGAGACUGGCGUUAAACGAAUGUGAAUGGGAAGGUCAUCCAUCUUGGUUCUAUCCCUAUUUUCAAAUGAUGCUAAUUCAGAGCUCCAUUCAACCCAAACUAAAUGUAUUCAACAUUUUCACGAUGGAUAGGAAAAAUAUGGCAUCUGUAGUCCAAGCAGCUUACUCAUACUUCAAUCUUUUGAGUCGUCUGACGAAAUAGAAUCAACUUCAAAUCUUAAAUUUUCAAUGAAAUAUAUUACAUUUACCCAGGAAAGUUUGCUUGGAUGUAAGUUAAAUAAAAAUAUAAAUCUGAGAACCCUUUUUUAAAUAUUAUUUCAUCACGACAUCGACAUGUUUCGGCUACUAAUGCCAUUUUCUAUUAUUACAUUCUACAGUAGCCCUAAAAAGCUGGGUUUACACUAAAGUUAUAAACAAAAUGUUAAUAACUUAAUCCUUAUAGAUUUUAUUAGAUUGAACGGAACUUGACAAACACAUAUAUUCAUCAUGUGUAUGAUAAGUUAUGUUCAAUCUAAUAGAAUAUAUAGGGAUUAAGUUAUUAACAUUUUGUUAAUAACUUUGGUGUAAACGCAGCUUAAGAAAAAGAGAAUCAAUAAUUUUGCUUGGCUAUGUUGACAGCCCCCUUCUAAUAUCCUUUGAAAUCAAUUAUAAAACUGAACCAUUUGUUUAUGAUCUGUAAAUAUUAUACUAGAUUAAUAAAUUGUAAUGAGCAAGUAAAAA
This is a messenger RNA of Nilaparvata lugens (brown planthopper), 2919 nucleotides long. RefSeq lists its product as uncharacterized. Gene Ontology annotation, biological process: sensory perception of smell; detection of chemical stimulus involved in sensory perception of smell. The transcript is spliced from 7 exons. NCBI's taxonomy places the organism in Eukaryota, Metazoa, Arthropoda, Insecta, Hemiptera, Delphacidae. The coding region runs from base 1049 to 2401 and encodes 450 amino acids. The record is from RefSeq and is a predicted model, not a curated record. Gene Ontology annotation, cellular component: plasma membrane. Gene Ontology annotation, molecular function: odorant binding; olfactory receptor activity.